Molecule: messenger RNA, 1509 nt
Organism: Acaulospora morrowiae
Lineage: Eukaryota; Fungi; Glomeromycota; Glomeromycetes; Diversisporales; Acaulosporaceae
Source: the annotation of a GenBank genome assembly
UGGAGUGAACAGGCAACAACAUUUCUUUAUAGAGACCCUUGGCAAUAUUGGCUGUACGUGAGAAAGAAUGAGGACGUUGCUAAACAACUAAUAGACACUUAUGUGGUAUGUUACAAGUAUUUUAAGAUGGCAAACAGCAAUAAAGAUAGAACAACAGCACCGCCGACAAAGCAAAUUCGUACCGAGGUUAACAAUAAUCCUGAUAUCAUUGUUCCUUCAAAGGAUUUAAUUUCAAUGGCAAAAAUUUUACACUUGCCUGCAUUGUAUCAAUGCAUAGAAAUUUGGUGCAGAAAUAAUAAUGGUUCCGAUGAUGAACAAGAAAUCAAGAAAGAAAUCGAAAGCUUGUUUUUAGAUCUCUUUAAAAUGUUUGUUGAUAGAGCACGGAUCAAAGAGUGCACGUUUGCAGAUUCGAUCAAAGAUGUUUCCUACCCGAUAAACUUGCAUCAGUUGAAAGAUCUAGAAACAACUUUUCGUAAGCUGACAGUUGGAUUGCGUUAUCUGAAUUUAGGUUUUUUUGAAUGUAAUGAUAGAUUAUUAUCCAUCCUUACCGAAAGUUGUACAGCACUCAAAACUUUUAAAGUCAAAGCUGAUAAUUGCUCAGAUGGCGCAUUAGCAAAAUUCGUGAGGGCACAAAGAUCAUUGACAAAACUUAAAAUUCGCUACGCCAAGGAUCUUCGAAAAACCUUGGAUGCAAUAGGAUCACAAGCUAGUACUAUGGUGAAGCUUCGUAUCCUCAAUUGCAAUUUGAAAAGUUGCACUGAACCUUUUGUUGGAAUUGCCGCAUGCACUAAUCUUCGAUCACUUUACAUGCGGAAUAUCGAAAAAUUUGCAACAAACUUAAGUCUAUCACAGUUGCUAAUGCCAAUUGCAAAAAAUUGUAAAUUUCAUAAUGUGGAUUUUUGGAACACUUUACUUCCCGCCGAUGUGCUUGUCGAAAUCGCAAGAAAUUCUUCCACAACUUUACGUCGUGUACAUCUUAUGCGGUAUCGAAAUGGAGAAUAUGGAGAAUAUAAAGAAGAUCUUUCGCCUGGAAUUGAAGCACUUGCGAAGUAUGCGACAAAACUUUGCCAUUUUGAGCGAAACAUUCUUCCACAAGAAUUGGAUGCCAUGUGUCAUCUCGUAAGCUCCAUAGGUUAUUCUUUAGAAACGUUGGAAGUAGAUUCUCAGGACAUGGCUGGAAUUGAUUCAUCGAAUUUCCUUAUUUGCAUUGGUCGAAAUUGUCCAAAUAUAGUUCUAUUAAAUAUAAGUAGUUAUGAGUUUACGACCGACGCAUUCACAGUGUUACUACAAGGUUGCAAAUCAUUGCAGAAUUUGAUGAUAACUGAUUCAGAUUCUGUUGAUGUUUUGGCCUUGAUUAAGGAAAACUGCGUAGGGACCUUGCGAUCGUUAGUUAUUUCUGAAUGUCGCAAUGUGACAAAUGAAUCGAUCACAAGGUUUCAACAAGAAAGUGGUAUUGAAGUCGAAACCGAUAUUGAGGGUGAUGCCGAUAUUGAUAUCGAGAACGAAUAA